CUCAACCUGUAAAAGAGAUGGAGAAUCAUUCAAGUUCUCUUGCUCUCUUCAUCUCAUUAAGUGAUACACACAGACACAACAUAACCAAACAUUACAAUCCUUCAACUUGGAGGGGUUUUUAGUUGAAAUUCAAUUCUUCUUCUUCUUGAAAAGAAAGAAAAAAGUAAAAUGUGGAGUGGAAAGGAAAUAUACGCAGCUGCUGAAAGAAAUAAGGAUCCAAUAUUGUCAGUACUUCGGAAUUACAUAAAGAAAGGAGUAGCUCAGGUGUUUUUGGAAAUUGCUUCUGGUUCAGGUCAGCAUGUCGCUCAUUUUGCCCCUAAUUUCCCUAACGUAACUUUCUAUCCAUCUGAAAACGGUGAUCCGAAAUUAAUAAGAAGUAUUGAAGCCCACACUGCUGAAAUGUCAAAUGUUAAAACUCCAACUAACAUUGACAUUGCAACUAAUUACAAAACUUGGAAUAAUGGAUUUUUUAAAGAGAGUACCAUUGAUUACAUGUACACUUCAAAUUUGACGCAUGUUUCCCCAUUUGAAUGUACAAUAAGCUUAUUUAAAAAUGCUGGGAAAUUAUUAAACUCCGAUGGACUUUUAUUCAUGUACGGUCCAUUUGCUGUCGAUGGCAAUCUUUCUCCAGAAAGUAAUAUUAAUUUUGACAAAAGUCUUCGAGCGCAAAAUUCUGAACUUGGUAUUCGUGACACACGUGAUUUGCAAGAGUUGGCAGAUAAAAACGGUUUGCAACUUCUCGAAAUGAAGGAUAUGCCGGCUAAUAAUAAAACUCUAAUUUGGAAAAAGUCAUCUCAGUAAAAUACAUUAUAUAUAAAAAGUGUAUUAUUUCGAUCAAUUAGAGAUUUUUUUCAAUUUAUGACAUUCUUUUUAUUUUCUGCUAUUUUCAUAUUUUUAUAUUGUUUCAAAAUAAACAAUGUUUUAGAAAUGAUA
This is a messenger RNA of Leptopilina heterotoma, 933 nucleotides long. Its product is annotated as methyltransferase-like 26. Bases 169 to 801 code for a protein of 210 amino acids. The transcript has 3 exons. The record is from RefSeq and is a predicted model, not a curated record. NCBI's taxonomy places the organism in Eukaryota, Metazoa, Arthropoda, Insecta, Hymenoptera, Figitidae.